UCCUCUGCGGACCUUUGGGCCUCUGCGGCCUCCGUUCCCAGCCUGAUUUGAAGGCGGCACAGAAACUACCGCGGAAGAACGCAUCCCUGCUGACCAUGGAGUUCGACUGUGAGGGCGUGAGGCGGCUGCUAGGCAAGUACAAGUUCAGGGAUCUGACUGUAGAGGAGCUGAAGACCGUGAACAUGUCUUUCCCGCACUUCAGAUACUCCAUGGACACCUACGUUUUUAAAGACACUUCCCAGAAAGACCUGCUGAAUUUCACCGGUACGAUUCCUGUGAUGUAUCAGGGUAAGACGUACAACAUACCCAUUCGCUUCUGGAUUUUGGAUUCCCACCCCUUUGCUCCGCCCAUUUGCUUCUUGAAGCCAACUGCAAACAUGGAAAUCUCCGUUGGAAAACAUGUGGAUGCCAAAGGCAGAAUAUACUUGCCCUAUCUCCAAAAUUGGAGCCAUCCCAAAUCUGUCAUUGUUGGAUUAAUUAAGGAAAUGAUCGCCAAGUUUCAAGAGGAGCUUCCUCUCUAUUCUGUGCCAUCGUCCAAUGAAGCACAGCAGGUGGACUUGCUGGCCUAUAUCACAAAAAUCACUGAAGGUGUCUCAGACAUAAAUUCAAGGGGCUGGACAAACCAUGAGAAUAAAAUCUCCAAUAAAAUCACUGUGGUUGGAAGUGGGGAUUUGGGCAUUGCUUGCACGUUGGCGAUUUCAGCAAAGGGCAUUGCGGACAAGCUGCUCCUUUUAGACCUCUCAGAUGGGACUAACCAAGGGACGAUGGACCUUGAUAUCUUCAACCUGCCGAAUGUAGAGAUCAGCAAAGAUCUGUCUGCCUCUGCUCAUUCCAAGGUGGUGAUCUUCACAGCCAACUAUUUGGGUGGUUCUGAUUCCUACCUGCAUGCAGUACAGAGUAAUGUGGACAUGUUCAGAGCUCUCGUUCCAGCUCUGGGACAUUACAGUCAGCACGCUGUCUUGCUUGUUGCCUCUCAACCAGUGGAAGUCAUGAGCUACGUGACGUGGAAGCUGAGCACAUUUCCUGCAGCCAGAGUGAUUGGGAUCGGCUGCAAUCUGGACUCACAGAGAUUACAGUACAUCAUCUCGAACGUUCUGAAGGCACAGACUUCAGGCAAAGAAGUGUGGGUGGUUGGUGAACAGGGAGAAAACAGAGUGUGCUCAUGGAGUGGCCCAGACGGAGAGAUGAGCCCCAGCUCUCAGGCACAGCUGUCUAGCAGAGCCAUGGGACUGCUGAAGGUAAAAGGUCAGAGAUCUUGGUCUGUUGGACUGUCCGUGGCUGACCUGCUGGAUACUAUUAUAAACAAUAAAAAGAAAGUGCAUUCUGUAUCAACUUUAGCAAAGGGAUAUUAUGGUUUAGAUAAUGAAGUCUUUUUAAGUUUGCCGUGCAUCCUGGGAACCAGUGGGGUAUCUGAAGUCCUCAAAACUGCAGCAGAAGACGCAGUGACUGAGACGCUCCAGACCAGCGCAUCCUCGAUCCACAGUCUCCAGCAGCAGCUGAAACUGUGAUUCCCAAGUGCAGUCACCUGGAGAGGGAGCUCACUUCAUUUUGCCAACACACAUUGUUUUGAGAACUUCCACAGCAUACUAUUUAUUCUUAAAAACAGCCGUUAUAGUAAAUGGCUCCUUAGUUAGCUUUAUAAUCUAUAAUCCUCGAGAAGUUAAGAGAGUGGAGAGAGAUCUAAUUUCUUGUGGAAUUUUUGAUAGACCUGUACUGUCGUUUAAAACUGCAGCAGGGACAAGCAUUCAGUUGCAUUCUAUUUCCCUCUAAAUCCCAUGUCCUACACCUAAGGCACAUCUAGCACUUUGGAGAUGUUCUGUAAAGAUUCCUGUCGGACAUUUCUUCUGAGUAUGGUAAGCUGAAGGCAGC
This is a messenger RNA of Rattus rattus (black rat), 1869 nucleotides long. RefSeq names its product UEV and lactate/malate dehyrogenase domains (gene Uevld). The coding region runs from base 96 to 1508 and encodes 470 amino acids. Gene Ontology annotation, cellular component: ESCRT I complex. Lineage: Eukaryota; Metazoa; Chordata; Mammalia; Rodentia; Muridae. Gene Ontology annotation, biological process: protein transport; endosome to lysosome transport; carboxylic acid metabolic process. The transcript has 12 exons. Gene Ontology annotation, molecular function: oxidoreductase activity, acting on the CH-OH group of donors, NAD or NADP as acceptor; ubiquitin binding. The record is from RefSeq and is a predicted model, not a curated record.